AUGUCGUUGAAGGCUAUCUCUUCUAAAGAUGCCGCAUCCCUAGACAAAGACCUGAUGGAGAUUGGAGGAUGGUCCCUGGACCAACUGAUGGAACUUGCUGGAUUGUCUGUUUCGCAAGCAGUCCAUCGCGUACAUCCUCCAAGCGCUGGAAAGAACAUCCUAGUUGUUUGCGGCCCCGGAAAUAACGGCAAGUCAACAUCAAGAGGAGACGGUCUAGUCGCUGCUCGCCACCUCGCUCAGUACGGCUAUGAGCCAUCCGUUUAUUAUCCCAAAGAGGGCAAGAACGAGCUUUACCAGCGUCUCAAAACCCAACUCGACAACCUCUCCGUGCCAUUCAUUACCGAUUUCCCUGUCGCAAUCAAAUCUGCUGAUCUCUUAGUUGAUGCAAUUUUCGGUUUUUCUUUCGGUGGUCCCCUCCGUGACCCUUUCCCGACCAUCAUCUCUCAGAUUGAGGCAGCUUCGGUGCCUGUACUGAGCGUCGAUGCGCCCAGCUCUUGGGAUAUAGAGGGUGGUCCACCUAAGGAAGGACCUGGGUCUAAGUUUAUGCCAGAAUAUCUAAUCAGUUUAACAGCGCCAAAGCCGUGUGUGAAGUAUUACCAGGGGAGGCAUUUCCUCGGUGGUCGGUUUUUGACGAAGAGUAUCACGGAGAAGUACGGCCUGGACCUUCCCAACUACCCAGGCAUUGACCAAAUCGUGGAGGUUGGGGUUGAUGCCGAGGGAAGGCUGUAA
This is a messenger RNA of Aspergillus oryzae RIB40, 729 nucleotides long. Its product is annotated as NADHX epimerase. Gene Ontology annotation, cellular component: mitochondrion. Lineage: Eukaryota; Fungi; Ascomycota; Eurotiomycetes; Eurotiales; Aspergillaceae. The transcript is spliced from 5 exons. Gene Ontology annotation, molecular function: NAD(P)HX epimerase activity. The coding region runs from base 1 to 729 and encodes 242 amino acids. The record is from RefSeq and is a predicted model, not a curated record.